Conger conger (European conger) is the source of this 1578-nucleotide messenger RNA. RefSeq lists its product as uncharacterized. Gene Ontology annotation, molecular function: dioxygenase activity. Lineage: Eukaryota; Metazoa; Chordata; Actinopteri; Anguilliformes; Congridae. The record is from RefSeq and is a predicted model, not a curated record. The transcript is spliced from 7 exons. Bases 353 to 1315 code for a protein of 320 amino acids.
ACAGAAUUGGGUCGCUGUUAGUGUUGCUUUUGAAAAACGGACAAUACGAAAGUUGAAGUUAGUUUAUACUGUACGGGCAUGUAAUCUGGGACGCAGUUAAUUCUGGGUCAAUGAGUGCUUACAUAAAGAGGCCAGAGCCACGGAACCCGAACACACUCUUGAAGAGGGAAUCGGUGGAGGAGCUCUUCUUUUCUCUUAUUGCCAUUUGGAUAUUUUUUUUUAAUAAUCCGCAGACUAAUUCAUUGGUAUCUUACUUAUUUGCGGUAAUAGACUGGGUGCAUCUAUUCUUUGUUCGAUUUCUAUUUGCGAAUUUAAUUUCUAUUAAAAUACCUUUAUUCGCAAGAGCGCCACAAUGAAUAUACCCGUAGUGGAUUUCGACGUGUACAGGGUUGGAGUAGAAGAUGUAGCGGAGGAAAAAUUGGAUGUUUUGUGCAAGGAGCUGAGAUCCGCUUUUACUGAAGUUGGGUUUGUGUACCUGAAGAAUACCGGCAUUUCUCAGUAUGAGGUUGAUACCAUGAUGAACAUUUCAAAGACUUUUUUCCUGCUGCCUCAUGAAGCGAAGAUGCCCUUCCUCCGGGGAAAGCACGCUGACCCGAACCAGGGCUGGGUAUCCUCCGGAACAGAGAGGUUAAAUUCUCGCCGCGCUUGCGACCUGAAAGAGGCUUUCAACACUUCUUCUUUGCUUCCCAGUAUGAAGUGGCCCUCGGAGGAAGUGCUCCCAGGUUUCCGGGAGAAGCAGGUGUGGUUUUACCGGCGCUGUGCGGACCUCUCUCUGCGUGUGCUGAGAGUUCUGGCGCUCAGCCUGGGUCUGGACCCAGACUUCUUCCUCAGCAAACACUCCCGGGUUGUGGAUGGGGAGCAACAGGCUGGGGGUCAGAGGAACGGCACCACACUGCGGCUCCUGUACUACCCCCCGGUGCAGACGGAGUGUGUGCAGGAGGGGCAGGUGCGCUGUGGGGAGCACUCUGACUUCGGCACCAUCACCCUGGUGUUCCAGGGCCCUGGGGGGGGCCUGCAGGUAGGGGUUCUGGGUCGCUCUGGGGACUUCAUUGCAGCUCCCACCAUUCCUGGCACCGUCCUCGUCAACAUCGCCGACCUGAUGCAGAGAUGGACGUCCGACGUCUUAAUUUCCGCGGUCCACAGAGUUUUGCUGCCACCUCCUGGUGACAUGAGCGAAAGACAGUCUGUGGUCUUCUUCCUGCAUCCAGAUGACGACGCUGUGAUCACGUGCUGCGACGGAACGGACAAAUACCCUGCGAUAACGGCUUUGGACUACCUCAUGGAGCGCUUAGAAAACUCCUACCGGAGAAAGUAGUUCUGCUUUCAGUGCUUUUUAGAUGCAAACAUCUUCACUUGCAAAGUAGAGCCUUUAGUCUAAAAUAAACUAAUGCAUUUCACGAGCUAGAUAUCUCAUUAUCUUCCUGAAUCGAACUAUUGCUUUCCAUUGCAUUAGGAGGCAUCAGGUAAUUUGGGGGAUUCGUCCAGACUCUUAAAGGGAACCUCCAGGAAGGGAGACUUUUUUCAAAAGCCAUUUUACAUUCUCUGUAUUAACAGUGGAGGUUCCCUUUUAGGCCUUGU